AGGACAUGACAGUUUCUAAUUCACCUGAGUCAAUAUAUGCUUUGUACACAGACAGAGUCACUGGUGUCCAUGAGUAUUUUUGCGCACCUUUAAGCAGCUGGUUGCCUAUGUGUAUGUGUGUGUGUUAUUUUUAUUAUUAUACUAUUAUUAUUAUUCUUAGGGGAUAAGAGGUGGAUGAAGAACACUCACUCCUCGGUUCCUUCAUGGCGAGAAGACUUAAUAAUGUGCGCCUAGAAUGGCUGUGGCUCCUACACCGACCACCCAGGGACCGGUAUGGCGUUUAGCCGCAUCAGUAAAUUGGACCCCCCGUCCCGAGGCAUCUUCAGGAAAGCGGCGGUCAUGCUGUGCUCCCUCCUCACCUCACUUCUCCUCGUGCACUGCCUCGCGGACCGCUGCAUCCCCACCUCACCCCCACCGGCCAAAGCGUCCUCCAGCCGGGCCGGGGGUCUUGUUCUCCGGGACUCGGGUUCGGUUCGGACUAAGAGACUGGUGUACGAAUGGACCUCCGGCUCGGGGCUCGUGAGGCGCUCCUCGCGGGAUGAGCGCGCGCGUCUAGAGGACUCUCUCAUCCUUCCGCCUCCGGAUUUAGUUUCUUCCAGGAAAGUGUCGCCCAGGUUUGCAGGUAAACUCAGUCCUCUAGGGGAGGGAAGCAAGAAGCUGCCCCAGGCUCUUAUUAUCGGGGUGAAGAAGGGAGGGACGCGGGCUCUGCUGGAGUUUCUGCGGGUUCAUCCGGACAUCAGAGCCGUGGGAGCGGAGCCGCACUUCUUCGACCGCAACUACGACAACGGACUAGAGUGGUACAGAGACCUGAUGCCUAAGACACUGGAGGGCCAGAUCACCAUGGAGAAAACUCCCAGUUACUUCGUGACCAGAGAGGCUCCAGCCAGGAUUUCAGCCAUGUCCCGGGACACCAAGCUGAUCGUGGUAGUGAGGGACCCGGUCACCAGAGCUAUCUCAGACUACACACAGACGCUGUCUAAGAAGCCUGACAUUCCCUCUUUUGAGAGCCUCACCUUCAAAAACAGGACUACGGGGCUCAUCGACACCUCAUGGAGCGCCAUCCAGAUCGGCAUCUAUGCCAAACACCUGGACAACUGGCUGCAGUACUUCCCCAUGGACCAGAUCCUGUUUGUGAGCGGCGAGCGUCUAAUCAGCGACCCGGCCGGAGAGCUGGGCCGAGUGCAGGACUUUCUGGGACUCAAGAGGAUCAUCACAGACAAACACUUUUACUUUAACCAGACCAAGGGAUUCCCAUGCCUCAAGAAGGCAGAGGGGAGCAGCAAGCCCCACUGCCUGGGCAAAACCAAAGGGCGGACCCAUCCCAACAUUGACCCUGAGGUGGUGCAGAGGCUACGGGACUUCUACAGGCCUUUCAACAUGAAGUUCUACCAGAUGACAGGGAGGAUUUUUGGCUGGGAUGAUUGAAUGUGUUAGUUUUCUAUCACUUAUAGUUCAAUGGGGUACUACGACUAAUGCCACUGAUGAUAUCAGCUGGAAUCAAUUAAAAAUUUCCCAGGGAUCAGAUUCUACUAGUAUGAUCUUUGAUGAGCCAAGGUGAUACUAUGGUUCAACCACACAGAUCGCACACUGGUUAAGCCAGAAUUAUCGCUAUAUUAACCCAUAAAGACCCAGCACUACUUUCGUGGCAGUUCCCAGAUAAUUUUGUCCAUAUA
Sphaeramia orbicularis (orbiculate cardinalfish) is the source of this 1673-nucleotide messenger RNA. Its product is annotated as heparan sulfate glucosamine 3-O-sulfotransferase 3A1-like. The record is from RefSeq and is a predicted model, not a curated record. Lineage: Eukaryota; Metazoa; Chordata; Actinopteri; Kurtiformes; Apogonidae. The coding region runs from base 274 to 1425 and encodes 383 amino acids. The transcript is spliced from 2 exons. Gene Ontology annotation, molecular function: [heparan sulfate]-glucosamine 3-sulfotransferase activity.